GAGCCGUCUUGUAUCGUAUUCCACUGACCUGGGGUCAGAAUAAACUCCCAUGGAAGCUCCUUCAUGCAGCAAUGAUGCUUCUCUCCUUGAUCCUGGCAGUUGUGGGACUUUGUGCUGUGUUUGACGUCCACAACGCCCAGAAGACUGCCAACCUCUACUCGUUACACAGCUGGAUUGGGAUUUGCACUGCAGCUCUCUUUGCCAUGCAGUGGCUUUUAGGUUUUGCAGGCUUCCUGUUGCCCUGUUCCCCCGUAGCUCUUCGUCAGCUGCUGAAACCUGUGCAUGUGUGGCUGGGAAGCAGCAUCUUGAUGCUUAGCGUGGCUGCCUGCAUCUCUGGCAUCAACGAGAAACUCUUCUUUGUCCUGAAAGCAGCUGUGAAUGGAAGUCAGCCAUACUCCAGCCUUCCAGCUGAGGCUGUGUUAGCUAACUCACUGGGAGCUCUGAUUGUGGCCUUUGGCUUGGUGGUACUUAUGAUCCUGUCGAAUGGCAAAUGGCAGCGAGCAGACCCCGGGCCCGAAGACUUGACUUACACGUCGUUGCUUCAAGAAGAAAAUGAUGAGAGCUAAACUACAGAUGAAACCACCUGGCUGGAUCAUGAAACAGCUGGAUGCUUUAUUUUGUUUUUUACAGUCAAAAAGAACGUUAAUCAAAGCUGUCAUAUGUUUUUCAUGUAGUGUAUAAAUGUGAUGCACUACAGCUCUUUUACUCUGAAAUGAUUAUUUGAGGUGAUUUUAUUAAUUCUGAUUAGAAAUAAAUAAGUGGCUCAGUGAAAGGCCGCCAUCUGCUAAUCAUAAAGUUGGUUGUUUGAUCCUGUCUUCCUCAUGGUUAAUAAAAUGAGUCAUCCCAAGGGCAGUG
Molecule: messenger RNA, 855 nt
Organism: Nothobranchius furzeri (turquoise killifish)
Lineage: Eukaryota; Metazoa; Chordata; Actinopteri; Cyprinodontiformes; Nothobranchiidae
Source: RefSeq, a predicted model, not a curated record